This is a messenger RNA of Bactrocera tryoni, 1137 nucleotides long. RefSeq lists its product as uncharacterized. The record is from RefSeq and is a predicted model, not a curated record. Gene Ontology annotation, biological process: sleep; positive regulation of voltage-gated potassium channel activity; regulation of synaptic transmission, cholinergic. Lineage: Eukaryota; Metazoa; Arthropoda; Insecta; Diptera; Tephritidae. The transcript has 3 exons. Bases 403 to 858 code for a protein of 151 amino acids.
GACUCGGCUCGACGGCUCCACUGUUCUUCGACGCAUAGUACACAUUCAUUUCGCAUCGCGCUUUACCUCGAACGCGUGCUACGAACGCCGAACGCGCCACUCAUUCGCAACUUUUGGUUGAUAGUGUCGGUCUGAGUUAGAUUUGGUGGUAUACCAAGAAAAUUAAAUUGAAAAUUUAAAAAAAAAACAUUUUUUUCGUCGAAAAUUUUGAUAAGAAAUAACGGUGCAAAAAUUACUGCCAAAUUUAUUGAUUAACCGUUGGUGGCACAGUGGUGAGCGCGCAAAGCAGUGUAGACAUAUAGAAAUUUUUACUGUUCACAAAGUAGAAUUUCUUUCGAAUAUUAAUUAAUUACGUGUCGUUGUUGUUGCACUCAGAGGAAAUUAUAUAAAAUCAAAUUUGAAAUGCAGUCAACAAUCCUCGCUAGCGUUUUGGUGAUUCUAUUGGCCGUACAGCAGGGUGCCGCCAUCAAGUGUUACGUAUGCAACAGUCACAAGGAUGCCAAUUGCGCACUGGACAUACCGCCAGAACAUUUACUCAAGGACUGCGAAGAGGAUUAUUCGACACGCGGCAAAGGUAUACCGACCUACUGUCGCAAAAUCUCGCAAAUCAUUGAAUUCUCAGUAAAUAACUUACCACCAGACAGUCGCGUCAUACGCUCUUGCGGUUUUCUGAAUCAAACAUCUACCAAUUACUGUUACCAACGCGCCGGUUUUGGUGGUCGCCAAGUGGUCUGCUCCUGUGACAAGGACAAUUGUAACGGUGCUGGCGCGCUCAACCUGUCCAUCGGUGUGAUGUUCGCCGCUGCUGCCGCCAGCGGUUGGGCUGUGCUAUCACUGCUGAAACGUUCAUUGGUUUAAAGCGCCAUUUUUGUUUGAGUCUUGCAAAAAACAAAAACAAUUUUUUCAAAUAUUUCACUCAACACUAGCUUGGCUUGUUACACAUACAGACAAACAGACAGAAAUAUGUUUUUUUGUAUUAAUUUUUUGUUCGUGCGGUUAAUAUGAUGUGAUGUAUUGUUGUUGUUGUUAUUUAGCUUAUUUACAUCAAACUUUAUUUGAAAUGCUUGCGCUGCAUAUUUAUUAUUUACACAAUUUCGUCACAAAAUAUAUGUAAUUUCAAUAUAUGCUAGGUGCAUA